GCCGCCGGGCAAGCAGUACAAGAGGACUCCGCAGGACCUCGGCUUCGAGGACGUUGGUGAUGGCGUCCUGGCGCGCGCUGCCAGGCUGCGGGUCGGCAUCACCGUCGGCAGGAUGCUGCAGGUCGGCAACCUGGACCGGCCGAAGCCAGAGGACGGGCCGCUGCCGCCCGGCCGGGCGACGCUGGAGGUCCUCGUCAACAG
Prorocentrum cordatum is the source of this 201-nucleotide messenger RNA. The record is from the annotation of a GenBank genome assembly. NCBI's taxonomy places the organism in Eukaryota, Dinophyceae, Prorocentrales, Prorocentraceae.